Messenger RNA from Nannospalax galili (Upper Galilee mountains blind mole rat), 2056 nucleotides. It is a transcript of the gene Nsrp1, whose product is annotated as nuclear speckle splicing regulatory protein 1. Gene Ontology annotation, biological process: regulation of alternative mRNA splicing, via spliceosome. The transcript is spliced from 7 exons. Bases 99 to 1754 code for a protein of 551 amino acids. The record is from RefSeq and is a predicted model, not a curated record. NCBI's taxonomy places the organism in Eukaryota, Metazoa, Chordata, Mammalia, Rodentia, Spalacidae.
GGGAAGAGCCGGCUGCCAGACGCCGCGCGAGAGGUUGAGGGAAGCGUAGGUCUUACGUCACGUCCGCGUCCGCCACGUCCAGCGGAGACGGGAACAAGAUGGCGGUCCCGGGCAGGCAGUAUGGGCUUAUUUUGCCAAAGAAAACACAGCAGUUGCACCGUGUUUUGCAAAAACCAUCAGUAUUUGGGAAUGAUUCUGAUGAUGAGACCUCCGUGAGUGAAAGUCUUCAGAGGGAAGCUGCCAAGAAGCAGGCCAUGAAACAGACCAAACUGGAAAUUCAGAAAGCUCUUGCAGAAGAUUCCACUGUGUAUGAGUAUGACAGUAUUUAUGAUGAAAUGCAGAAAAAAAAGGAAGAAAGUAAUCCCACACUGCUUUUGGGAACCAAAGAUCGAAAGCCCAAAUAUAUUCACAACUUACUAAAAGCAGUUGAGAUCAGAAAAAAGGAACAGGAAAAAAGAAUGGAAAAGAAAAUACAGAGAGAACGAGAAAUGGAAAAAGGAGAAUUUGAUGAUAAAGAGGCAUUUGUGACAUCUGCUUAUAAAAAGAAGCUUCAGGAGAGAGCUGAAGAGGAAGAAAGAGAAAAGAAGGCUGCUGCCCUAGAAGCGUGUUUGGAUGUAACCAAGCAGAAAGAUCUCAGUGGAUUUUAUAGGCACCUAUUAAAUCAAGCAGUUGGUGAAGAGGAAGUACCUAAGUGCAGCUUUCGUGAAGCCAGAUGUGGAAUAAAAGAAGAGAAGCCCAGGGGUUACUCUGAUGAAGUAGAUUCAGAGAACAGAAUACCACAGCAGAACCGCAUUCUCCAGCCUGGUGUAGAAGAGGAAGAGAACCCAGACGCUGACAGUGAUUUCGAUGAUAAGAGCAGUGAAGAUGAUGAAAGGGGAAGAAAUAAAGUGAACUACAGAAGGGAAGAGGUCACAGGAACCUCCGAGAAAUACUCCAAGCAUCACAAGAAUGAAAACCACUCACGAUCAUCUAGUGAAGAAAGAGGACAUGGUGCCAAGCACCAUAACAGAAGUUCCAAAUCAAGAGGAUACGAGAAAAAGGAAGGUCAGCACCAGGACAGGCAAUCCAGAGACAAGGAGAACUAUUACACAGAUCGUGACCACCGAAAAGAAAAGGAUUCUCAUAAACACAAAGAGACUGAUCAUAAAGACCACAGGAAGAGGCAUGCACCAGAGGAUAAACUGAGGGGAAGAGUCAAGAAAGAAAGACAGGACAGAGAAUGGAAAAAAGAGAAGUCCUCCUCCAGAGAACAAGAAAGGGACAGACCACAAAGCACCCAUGAGCGAUGCAGUGAGAAAGGGGCCGAGAAGGGUGAGCAAAGCAGAGCAAAAGGGGAGCAUCUAAAAGGAAGGAAGGAAUGCUGUGACAGCAGCGGUAAAUACAGAGACAGAGAAAAACAAGUUAAUAUUCAGACGGCAGACAGAAAUGGAGACAGGUCAGAAAGCAGCCCAAGGUCUAAAGCAAAGAAUGAGUUUCUUAACCAGGAAAGAGCCAACAGAGUGAGAAACAUGGAGAAGGACAAAGACAGACACCAAGAGAAACCCUCUAGUUCUGAGACAUCACUGGGCACAAAACAUAGACUCACAGAGGAAAGGAAAGAAAAGGGCAAAGAACAGGAGAGAGCGCCCGAGGCAGUGAGCAAAUUUGCAAAGCGCAACAGUGAGGAAACGGUGAUGUCAGCCAGAGACAGGUACCUGGCCAGGCAGAUGGCACGGAUUAAUGCAAAGACAUAUAUUGAGAAAGAAGAUGAUUAAUAGCUGCCCCAUCAGAUCCAUGGAAGCUUAGAGCAUUGUAACAUCUGGAACUUGAAUUGGGAAAGCAUAAAAUAUGGUGUUAACAGUGACUGGAGGGUAUUUUUAAAGUGUAUUUUAUUUAGGUUUAAGUCGGAGUUGGUCCUUUCAUCUUAGAUAUUUGGUUGGAUUUAUAAAAUAUUUCCUUAUUAAAAACACUUUCUUGAUUUAACCAUAAGAAUAUGUUAAAUCUUCCUAUGAUGCUUUGUGAGCAGAAUUGGCUUCAUUAUAACCAUUAAAAACAAACAACUCUUCUAAUAAUGUUA